CUACCACAUCGACCAAUGGACCGCAGGCCCGACCGCCUGCUGCGCUUCGAGCUCCACAACGUGGUCGAGGCCGACGCCGUCGUGGCCUCGUCGUGCUUUGGCGGCGUGCUGCAAAGCGUCGUGUACGCUGAGCUGCGGCUAUUGGGGCGUGGCGGCGCGCUCCAGACGGCGUGCGUCCACCCGAGCGAAACCUGGCAGCACCAAGUCUUUGAGUUUGCGCUCUCGGAAGCCGAGGCCUCGUCUCGUGUCUUGCAUGUGACGCUGUAUGCCAUUGACCUCUUUGGCUUUGCCUCGCGUCUGGGCGAAGCGCACAUUCCGGUCGGCCCGCUCGACGCCGACAAGCACGUGGUCGAGAUACCGCUCGUGCUGCCGCUUCAUGAAAGCGACGGUGACAGUGCGAUUCAAACGUGCAGCGUCCGUGCCUCGGCUGCCGUCUGGACAUGCGACGACCUUGCGAUCGGUGCGACGCUCGAUGUGUGGGAGUACGAGCGGUACGCAGAGGCAUGGUCAAGCCAAAACCUCCUGCCCACCGACGCCCGACCUGCCCUCGACGACACGGCGCUGCCAGCCGUGCCGCCAACGCACGUGGCGUCUCUGGGCUGGUUCCCCGAGGUCCACGCCGGCGACGCCUACGGCUGGUACUACGCGGAUACAUUUGCUGGACCCUGGCACAACUCGAUGAGCGCGAAUUGCUACUGUCGCCGACGCCGGCUUCUCCGUCGAAUUCUUCCUGCCGACGUCCAGGCGCAGAAGAAGGUCCUUGCCGAUAUGCUUCGGCAAGACCACGCAGUGACCGUGCGCGAGCUUUUGGCAGCGCGGGACGCCCAUGCGACGCUCUGUGCGCAGUACCAGCAAGCACAAGACGAGCACGCCGCUGCGAUGGAGCGUCAGAAGCGCGAAGCGGCGGCCGCCCUCGCCACCGCCACCGCCGCGCACCAAGCGACGCUCCAAGUCGUGACCGACGCGCAUGCAGCGACGCAAGCCACUCUGGUGGCGCGCACCGCCGACAGUGAAGCGCUUCGCGCCCGUAUCGCCGAACUCGAGCUCGAAACAAGUCGAUGGCGGUACGCCAACGAGCAGCGCAUCUCGAAGAAACAACUCAAGGUCGACUCGCGCCUCAAGUCGCUCAGCACAGCACCGCGGCUGUUGCGUGUGCAGCUCGUGCGCUGUGCCGACCUCGCGGCCGCCGACUCGGCGCUCAUGGGCGGCAAGAGCGACCCGUACGUGACGUUCUACCUUGGCGACAAGAAAUGCAAGAGCACGCAGUUUUCCAACGAGCUCAACCCGGUGUGGGACCACGAGGUCUUUGAGUUUCAGAUUACCGAGGGCGCCAUGUACACAGAGAUCCUUCAAAUCGUCGUGUCGGACCACGACACCGUCGGCGCCGACGAAGUGAUUGGCACAGCGUCGGUGCCGCUGCAGCCGCUCGAAGACGCCGCUUCCGACAAGAGCAACAACAGUAACAACACCGACGGGCAAGACGCCGCGGACGAGGUCGUGCUGCCUCUGGACGUCCCGCCCGAGUUUGCCUCCCAGCGCGUCCACAGCAGUAUCGUCUUGCGCUUUGAAGUGCUCUUGGAGUCGCCGGUGGCGACGCUGCAAGUAUGGGAAAAUGAACGCUACGCCAGCCGCAAGUGGUCGUCCAACCACUUGCUGCCGUCCGAGCGCCAGACGUGGAGCGUCGGGUCUGCGUCGCAUGCCGAACGCGACGCCGUUGCACCCGCAGUGCCGCCCUCGGCGGUUGGGAGCGCGCUCGGCUGGACCAUUGACCGCACCCAAGGCGAUGUCCACGGCUGGUUUUACGCCAAGUCGUUCGAGGGUCCUUGGGUCAACACGUCCAACUCGUCGAGCGUCGUGCGGCGCCGUGGGUGGAGCAACCUGUGCCAUACCGCAAAUGCGUCGUAAGCGAUCCGAGUGGUGUAAAUUCGCCGAAACUAAGUUCUGAUACAUGCUUUUUAUGAAAGAAAAAGUGCAUUUGAGAGGUAGUAUCAACGUGCAAGUGGCCUCGGC
Saprolegnia diclina VS20 is the source of this 2010-nucleotide messenger RNA. RefSeq lists its product as hypothetical. The transcript has 2 exons. The record is from RefSeq and is a predicted model, not a curated record. NCBI's taxonomy places the organism in Eukaryota, Oomycota, Saprolegniomycetes, Saprolegniales, Saprolegniaceae. Gene Ontology annotation, cellular component: membrane. Bases 16 to 1905 code for a protein of 629 amino acids.